Aspergillus sclerotioniger CBS 115572 is the source of this 1155-nucleotide messenger RNA. RefSeq lists its product as uncharacterized. The transcript has 4 exons. NCBI's taxonomy places the organism in Eukaryota, Fungi, Ascomycota, Eurotiomycetes, Eurotiales, Aspergillaceae. Bases 340 to 1155 code for a protein of 271 amino acids. The record is from RefSeq and is a predicted model, not a curated record.
AAGCUUAAACUUCUAAUGAUCAGGGCACUCUAGUUGGGUUCUAAAGACAAUUGGAUUAAUUAGCCGUGGGGCAUAAGAUACACCAACGCAGCCGAAUUGGCGGAUGCAUGACCACUUGACAGGGACGAUUCAACCAUCAUCAAAUUGCAGGCAAAGCUAACAUGCUCUCUGAUCCCGGAUCUCCGCGAUCAGAUCAGGGUCCAUCUUGAGCUCACAACUUCACGCAGUUAGCUCUACCUUAGCCGAAGUGAGGAUUCUUGGCUAGGGUGGGGGAAGGGGAGUUUUCCGACUACCUACCAGGUAGAAAAUGUUUCCAAGUUGACCUGAAAUUGUAUCGACAUGAAAGACACAAGCUCUGUCGCUUCCUACACUCAGGAAGGGAAUGCAUUCGCUGGGACCGAGGGGAUCUAUCAACUUCCUCACCACCAACAGGAGCUGGAGCUGGAUUCAAAUCCCCACUUGCGGGUAUUAGAUGCCAGUGCAGCAGAUGGCACAUGGCUUCGUUCUCUAGCUGAGCUCUAUCCCAACCAGACAUGGUCUCUCCAUGGCGUGGAUAUUGGCUCUGCGCUCUUCCCGCCCCCAUCUGCCGAAGAACCAUCCAUCGAUCUCAGGGAGAUGGACAUCCGCAAGCCGGUACCGGAGCAUUUGCAAUGGGUUGAAAAAUUUGACAUCAUUCACCAACGUCUCCUCAUCUGGGGUUUGAAAAGUCCCGAGUGGCCACAGACCCUGUCCAAUCUCUGUUCGCUGCUGAAACCUGGAGGUUGGAUGCAGCUCGUAGAACGCCAAUGGGUAGAUCGCGACAAACAUUUCGACCCUGUCAAAUUCCUCACACUGGCGAAAAUGUCCAAAAUGCAGAGAUGGAGUACUGCCGCCUUCAAGAUGAACAUCUAUGUUGCCUAUGAAUUGGAAGGGUUGCUGCAAGAUUCAGGGCUUCUCAACAUUACCAAACUUCGUUCACUUUGGGCUAUGAGGUUCCGCAGUCUCAGUCAUAAGAUUCCUCCCGAUGGCAUCCCCGGGGUGGCUAAGACUCCGGCGGAAUUUGAUGCUUUCCUGGACGAUUUACGGGACGAGGUGUUUAAAAAUGGAUAUGCGCCGCAGUUAAAUAUUGUAAUUGGACAGAAGCCUCAGAACAGAUUUUUCUGUUCUCGGUGUUGA